AAACUCAACACAAAUUCAUCGUUUGAUCAGAAAUUGAGUGAAUAUUUCGUGCAUUGAUUGCGACCACCGAUGGGUUCUUCGCGCAAACACAGAGACAAAGAGCGCGAGAGGUCUCGAUCGCGGUCUAAGUCCAAAGACAAGUACGAGAAGUCGGACAAAAGCGAUCGAAACCAUCGGUCGAGUCACAGACACAAAGACAAAGAGUCGUCCAGCGGUUCCCGAAAGAGACAAAGAGGUGACAACACCUCCGACGACGACAGAAAUGAUUUGAAAAAAUUAAAGGUAAAGGAAGUAAAGGAUGUGUUGAUCUCGAAAAGUAGUAAUUCUUCAGUUAAUAAAACCGUAAAAUUAGAUCAAAAGAGUUCUGAUGUGAGCGACAGAACCAAUAGAAGGGAUGGACAUCAGACUAAAGAAGAUUCACAACAGACUGAGGGAUCAAAUACUGAGUCGCUUUCCGUUGAAGAGACUAAUAAAUUGCGGAUCAAAUUAGGAUUAAAACCAUUAGACGUGACCUCAGGUGACGACAAAACGGGCGAUAAGAUGGAAACGAAGGAGAUAUUCGUGAAGACCGAGAAAAUGAGUGAUAAAAUAGAGGCCGAAAAGAUUAAGGAGAAGAUUGAGGUGCAGAGGAAUAAACGGAAAAUCGUUCAAAAGCUAAGGACUGUAAAGGGUUUGGCAGAC
Messenger RNA from Oppiella nova, 681 nucleotides. The record is from the annotation of a GenBank genome assembly. Lineage: Eukaryota; Metazoa; Arthropoda; Arachnida; Sarcoptiformes; Oppiidae.